AUUUGAAUGUUAAUGUAGUGGUAGGCACAACAUUAUUUUCCUAUUUCCGGGUAGUAGUGAAAUAUGAAUCAAAUGUACAUCGUUGCCAGUGAUAGUUGUUCAUAUGAUGUUUGUAGUCAUCCUUUUUUUUUAAUGCGCUUUAAAAUUGCUGGAUAUCGUACAUAACUUCCAACGAUACUGACAACACUGCACUAGCGAAAGUGGACAACAAGUAGAAAAAUAAAAAAAGUGAAAUAUUGUGAUAGCGUGAUUGUUUUGACCACGGUUUUUCUUAGUUUUGCGUUAUUUCUACCAGAAAUUAAGUGUUACGUGUUCUAAAAUCUACGAUAAGUGGAAGUAAAUCGUGUUGGACGUCCUACGUUUAGCAAAAACUAGACAAUCGAGUGAGAAGUGUCCUUCAUUUGCCGGUGGAUUUAUGAAAACAUACACCAAAAUACUCGCCGAACGUGUUGAAAAUGACCACGAAUCGUCAGAUUCCGGGCAUUAUCAGUUAAGAAAACGAUUAAGACGGAAAAGUAAUCCUGUUCUUGAGGCGUCUUAGCAAUUUGGAAGUGAUUUAUUACAGUGUCCAAGGAUGGGCGGACAAGCUAGGCGGAGAAUUAGCAUCCUUAGGAGAUUUUAUAACUAGACGAAAAGACGUAGAAGAUAGUUUUAAACAAGCACAAGUAGUUAGCAAAAAUGGACAAAAAAUUGUGGAAGAGAUGGCCAAGGACCUCAAGUACAUGAUGGAUGCGAAAGUGAGCGCCGUUAAGCGCAUCAUGGACACCGCCGAGAACACGGCCAUCUCGUACGACGAGGAACCGGUGAACCAGAGUUUCCAGUACUACAAUGCGAAGGAGAUGAUCGAACCGGGCGAGAUCAUCACCACACCGAUACCGAUGAUCGACGAAGAUCCCGCUGACAUAACGACGCCCAUCCCGCCCAAAGAGAUCGUUCUCACCAAGAAGAAGCACUUCUUCAACGAAGCGGUCAAUACCUCGGUCAGUUCGGUGCACGUGCCCACCAAUGUGUACGAUAGAGCAACCGAAGUUAUCAAAGCGAUCAAGUGGUCCGAAGCGUUGGACUCGAUCUUCUACAACAACUACAUCGGCGAUCCAACGUUAACAUGGCAAUACUUUGGAAGCUCUACGGGCUUUCUCCGGCAGUUUCCGGCGACCAAGUGGGUGGAGGAUCCGGUCGAUCUCUACGACUGUCGGCUGCGCUCGUGGUACAUUGAGGCGGCCAACAGUCCGAAAGAUGUCAUCAUCCUAGUAGACAGCUCCGGUUCCAUGACGGGCCAGCGCAAAGACAUCGCCAAGCACGUCGUGUCCAACAUUCUGGACACGUUGGGUCCUAACGAUUACGUCAACAUCUUCACUUUCUCCGAAGAGGUGACCGAAGUUGUCGAUUGCUUCCGCGAUACGCUGGUCCAAGCCAACAUGGGUAACAUCCGAGAGCUGAAGCUAGGAAUGGAUAACAUCGAAACGACUGAGAUUGCGAACGUUUCGGCGGCAUUGACCAAGGCCUUCGAGCUGUUGGAAACCUUCCGCGAGAGUCGAAACGGGGCCCGGUGCAAUCAGGCCAUUAUGCUCGUUUCGGAUGGUGUUCCGUACAGCUUCGAGGACAUCUUCGAGCAGUACAACUGGAAGGAGCUGCCAUUCAUUCCGGUUCGGGUCUUUACGUAUUUGAUAGGCCGGGAGGUCGCCGAUGUCAAGGAAAUAAAGGAAAUGGCCUGCAAGAAUCAAGGCUACUACGUACACUUGAGCACGCUGGCCGAGGUGCGGGAAGAAGUGCUUAACUACAUUCCGGUGAUAGCGCGGCCACUGGUGUUGAAUAAACGGGAACAUCCGGUGGUGUGGUCCGAGGUGUAUGCGGACGUUGAGGAUCCAAAAAUGACAGACUGGUUGUGGGAGAUUAAGGAACGAGCCGAACAGAAGGAACGGUUCAUCGAUUACCGCAAGAAUCGAGUGAUAUUCUUCUCUCCGGAGGAACAGCAUCGCCGGAUGAUUAUGAAACAGCGAAUGAACCAAGAUCCCUACUCCAACAACCAGAAGUACAAUUUCAUGACAACAGUGUCGGUGCCUGUGUUUGAUCGUCGGGAAAAUGCCAACAUCACCGAAGACAUCCUCGUCAAUGCGGCUUACUGGGUUACGAUAACACGAGAGACCAAGGUGGCGAACAUUCUCGGAGUAGCCGGGGCUGACGUACCAAUCUCGGAAAUCAAGAAAUAUUUGAAGCCUCAUUUGCUUGGAGUCAACGGGUACGCCUUCAUCGUUACGAAUAACGGCUAUAUUCUAACGCACCCCGAUUUCCGUCCAGUUUUUCAAGAUAUUUUAAAACCAGCCUACAAUACAGUGGACAUGAUAGAGGUUGAACUAACCGAUGACGACCGUGGACCACGGGACUUCAAUCUUGCCUUAUUGCAUAUACGAGAAUCUAUAAUAAAUCAAUCUACCGGAGCGAAAUGGGUGCACGUGAAAUAUCAUUUCGACGAAAUGAAACGGGUAUCUCGCACCCGGCGCCAGUAUUACUGGACUCCGAUCAAGAACACCCCGUUCACUCUGGUAGUAACGUACCCGGAAACCUACGGUGUCCAUCGGCUUCAGAUCCGGACGGAGGACGAAAUACACCGCAUACUCGCCAAGGGCGGUAAUGUCGCUAGUUUCUUCAGCGGCAUUAACUGGAAAAUUCAUCCCGAUUGGGUGUAUUGCAAAUAUCUGAACGAACACGCAAAUGAAACGUUCGCCACCCCAGAACUGGAAUUGAAGCACUUCCUAGAGCGAAUGAAAGCGGGCGGCUGGAAAUGGCCAGCGCUCCGGACACCGCCUCCACCGGAGCAUGCCAUGUUUUCUAACAUUUCGACCCGAAUGCCUGAAAAGGACUACUAUUACUGCGAUCGCAAUUUAAUGCAAGCCCUGGUUUACGACGCCAAAGUGACGGAAUGGUUCUCGAAAAAUACCAGCGGAGGUAGCGGCAGCAGAGACGAGAAGGGCGGCCCUAGCCCAAUUGCAGUUUUGAUGGGUUUAUUGCCAAGGAAUGAAUUCAAGCAACGAUUUGGAGUGACCGUUUCAUUCCUGGCAACCCACAGUGGGCUUACCAGGUGGCAGGACCACAUGAACUUUGGCGAUGAGUCCAAACAGUCGGAACCCGACUUCAGCGAAACGCACAACCGCGCGAUCGAUGAAAUUUGGUACAAGCGCGCGGUGGAGCUGUACUACAACAACAAGAACAAGCGAAGCCAAGACGGCAACGGUAAGGAUGACGACGACAAGAACAGCUACGUCUACUCGGUUCCGUUCGAUGCUGGCAAUCGGAACGACACCCUGGUGACGGCUAGCAAUGCAAUCUUCCAUACCGAGGGCGGCAAGGAGACACCGGUGGCCGUGGUUGGCUUCCAAUUUCACCACUCGGCCAUGUACACUCUGUUCAAAAACAUCACUAGCCAAUGCAGGCCGAAUAGCGAUCACAGCUGCGAGAAGACGUGUUUCACCGGGGACUACCAGUGCUACGUGAUAGACAACAACGGGUUCGUGGUGAUCAGCGAACAGCUGCAGGAGACUGGGGCGUUCUUCGGGGAGGUGAAGCCUGCGUUCAUGCAGCGGAUGCUCGAUGAUGGGAUUUUUAAGAACGUCACCAUCUACGAUUAUCAGGCGGUGUGCUUCGUGGGGAAGAACAUCAUCAACAUGGCCAAUAUCAUUCAGACGCCUUUGAAGAUUAUCUGGUGGUUCCUGAAGAAUGCUGUUUCAUACGUCCUAUGGCUGAUAGUGCAGAUAUUUUUUACCAUCGUGCAAGCCUACGACGAAGUACCGUACGAUAACCAGUAUGACGCGAUGGCCGAUCCGGAUUUUGAGGAUCCAACAGCCGGUCGGUACAAGGAGCCAGAGUUCAACAAGGUUCUGAUCAAUCGAACGCGACCGGAGCCUUGCGAUCAUGUCAUCACACUGUACGAGAUCAACAACGAUGUCGAUCCGACCGUGUAUCGGAAGGAUGCUCAUCAGUGUGAAAGACCGUACGUGGUACUGCCAAUCCCAUCCAGCAAUCUGAUCCUGCUGGUUUUGGACACGCUGUGUCCGCUGCCUUCGCACGUCCCAGUGCUCACCACGUGGCCCGUCGAGCACGACUACAAUGCGACGUUGGCAUGUCACAAAGCUCGCAGUGUUGAGCUUCCACGGAGGCGACCGCUCACCUGCAUCAAUAAGCAUGCGAAUGAAAGUAUUAUCGAACUAUGUGGCCGAGGAUCGUCGCUGGUCGGAUCGAGCUGGGCGCUGAUAGCGAGUGUUCUGCUAUUAGGACAGCUGUGGCACGUUAAUGGCAAUUGAGUCCUCUUUGUGAAUUAGGGGUCAUUUCUGUGUAUCGCAUUUUGAAUUUCGCCCCACUCACCUCACAUAACAGCCUCCUAACUUCACGUGAGAUGCGAAAAAUGGAUUUUAUGACAUUGCACGAACGGAAAUCCAAGUGACGAUUAAUCCAUACGCAAAGACAAACUUUCAAUAGAUACGGUAAUAAAGAAAAAUACUGAGAGCUUUCAAUCCGGAUGUCACUUACCACUGAUGAGUAUGGUCUCCGAGUCCAAGGAACAUUCAAAAAGUGAAUCAUCAGAACAAACUCACCACUGGUUAGCAUCCUUCCAAGUAAAACAAAAAAAUACGAACAAGUCACAACACUUUCACAACUAUAGCUAAAUUUUGAUUGUUACUUUCAAUUUUCAAUAAGAAAACGUUUUAAUUACCACUUCAACGGGGAAAAAAGUAAAACAAAAGCGUUAUAUUUAGUACAAUAACUGCUGCUAUAGAACCAUUGAAACUAUUUAGCCAAAUUCUGUUACUCGAUUUCACAAGAUUUUUAAAACUAACUAAACUCAAGUCUGCUGAAGCAAACAGGAAAAAACUAUACACAUUUUGUUAUCGAUUACUAAUGUGCUUCACAAAAAAAACAAGUUUUAUAGAAUCAACUAAUCUCAUCAUCUUGUACAAAAGUAAACUAACGAACGACGAAUUUCGAUAUGAACCAUAGUAGAACGGAAGAGGCCAAAGUAGAUGGAAAUGACGCAAACAAUUGGUUACAGUGUUGGCCAAAUCCAUAGUUGGAUUUUUAUUUAUGUUUGCGAUGUGAAAU
Molecule: messenger RNA, 5094 nt
Organism: Aedes aegypti (yellow fever mosquito)
Lineage: Eukaryota; Metazoa; Arthropoda; Insecta; Diptera; Culicidae
Gene: stj
Product: voltage-dependent calcium channel subunit alpha-2/delta-3
Exons: 23
Coding region: 702-4298 (1198 amino acids)
Cellular component (GO): voltage-gated calcium channel complex
Molecular function (GO): voltage-gated calcium channel activity
Source: RefSeq, a predicted model, not a curated record